Molecule: messenger RNA, 2279 nt
Organism: Pseudonaja textilis
Lineage: Eukaryota; Metazoa; Chordata; Lepidosauria; Squamata; Elapidae
Source: RefSeq, a predicted model, not a curated record
UCUUUCUGUUCCCCGCAGAAUGAGUUGGAGAGCUUCGCCCAGAGCUCCCUCGCCCUCAGCCAGCCUUCCAACCCGGCCUUCCAGACCUCUUUCCAGCCUCUCAACCUGAAGGAGUCCCUGCAGCUGAUCAGGGACUUCCACGCUCACGUCAAGGUCGAGUGGAGCCCCCGGAAAGUCGUCAAAAAGAACAUGAACGACUUUUCUUGCUUGCCGAAGCAAGUGGCCUGGAUCCUGGCCACGCGGAGAGUUUUCCUCUACCCAGAGCUGCUCCCCACCUGCUCCUUCAAAGCCAAAACACCCAGGGACAAGGUGGUCUUCACCAAAGGAGAAGACAACUUGUUGGCCCUGGGUCUCAAGCACUUCGAAGGCACCGACUUCCCCAAGCCCCUCAUCAGUAAGUACCUUCUGACCACCAAGACGGCCCACCAGCUGACGGGACGGAUCAAGAACCGAAAUAUGAACCGGGUCCCCGACAACAUCAUCCGGUAUUAUAAAACCACGAAGCAGCUUCCGGUUUUGCCCCGUCUUUGCGAGGAAAUUCAACCCGGCGAUUGGAAACCGCCUGCGGAGCAGGAAGAGCAGCGCUUGCCCUUCUGGUUAAAGGCCAGCUUGCCCUCCAUCCAAGAGGCCAUAGAGCAGCAGCGUGCUAGAGUGGCCUCCCAGGACCCCGACACGGAUACCAAGGCCGGGAGCGAGCCGGCCGAUCCCGCCAACCCCGAGUGCCCUCUGCGCAUGCCCGAGGGCCUCCAGCUCAUCCUGAGACCCCUAAACAGCCGCUUCUGCCGCCGAAUGUGGCGGUGGCAGCGUCCGGCCGUCGCCAAACCCUUCCUGGUCCAACCGUGUUUGACCCCGGCCGGGACAGGCAGCUACCUGAAAAUGAGCGCCAAGCAACCCUUGUCCGCCGCAGCAGCGGCCCCGGGCAAAUUGGCUCAUGUCUCCCCCUUGCCGCAACCCUCCUCAUUGGUCCAGCCGUUGUCGGCCGUGCCCCACCUGAACCUACCCACCUCCGCCCUGGGCCACGGCCCCCCUUUCACGCUGCGAGGCGUCCUCUCCGCUCGGCCGGCAGGACCCCGUCCGUGUUUGGCCCCCGCGGUGCCCCCCAACGUGGUCUCUUCCCUGCCGGUCGCUUUCCAGCCCAAAAUGAUCCUCCCGGCUCUCCCCGCCAGCCGCGUCCGGAAGGUUCCUGUCCCCAGGGGGUCCCAGAAAAAGAAGAGCCCCAAAGCGGCUCCGUUGCUGAAGGCCGCCCCAGUGCUUCAUCCAGCCCCGGUCAUCUUCACCGUUCCCGCUGGGACAGUCAAAGUCUUGGGCCUCGCCAACGGCUGCAACGUGCUCCAGCCGCUUUCGGCCACAGCCCAGGCGGUCUCGGCACCCCAGUCUAUCCCCAUCACCACCCUGCUGGUAAACCCCACGCCUUUCCCCUGCCCGCUCAACCAGCCAGUGGCAACUUCUCCUCCCUCUGCCCUUCCCUUGGUGGUCACCUCCAGUUCAGGCCCUCCCCCGGCGUCCGCGAUGACCAAAGACGCGGAGAGGUGUACUCCGCCGGCCAGCAAAAUAGCGCCCGGUGGGGAUAUUCCAGACCCUGACCAGUCCAGCCCUCAAAAGGUCCCAGGAGAAGCCGGCGGCCCGUGGUCCUCCGAGCUUCCCUCUGGGGUCCAGGCAGAACUUCCUAUCCAGGGUUACAUGGAGGGGGGAGAUGUUUUGGGCCCUUCUCCGUUCUCCCCCAUGGCGGAGUUAGGAGACUUGGUCAAGGUGGACUCGGACACCGCGAAGGAAAUAAUACCCUCUCCGGAAGCCACCCCUAUCCCGCCAAAUCCAUCUUCGGAAGGCUCCCCGAUGGAAGGCGAGCUGGUUUUGGGCCUCGGGCAGGGCCUGGAGGUUGAGACGGCCUCAGGAGUCCGGAAGGCGCUGAAGGAAGGGCAGAGCCAAGCGGGCUCCCAGGAGGAGGAGCAGGAGGAGGAAGACGAGGAGCAGGAGGCCACCAACUCAACCGGGCCACAAGCGGCCGAAGGAGGAAGUCGUCAUGCUUCCCCUGCCGACGCUGUCGGCAGCGCCGUGGCGGAUCCCGUCAGCUCCUCGGGAAAGGGGGAGGAAGUGGGGAACCGCCCCGAAGGGACGGCGUCAUCUGGCCAGGAGGGAGGAGGCGAGAAAGACGGUCUGGAGGAAGAGGAAGAGGAGGAUUUUGACGAUUAUAUCCAGGAUGAGGAAGACGAGAUGUCUUCGGCUUCGGAGGAAUCAGUGCUCUCGGUGCCAGAACUUCAGGUAAGACCAGGCUAGGAUCC